Tetrapisispora phaffii CBS 4417 is the source of this 945-nucleotide messenger RNA. RefSeq lists its product as uncharacterized. The record is from RefSeq and is a predicted model, not a curated record. Gene Ontology annotation, biological process: fungal-type cell wall organization. The transcript has a single exon. The coding region runs from base 1 to 945 and encodes 314 amino acids. Gene Ontology annotation, cellular component: fungal-type cell wall. Gene Ontology annotation, molecular function: structural constituent of cell wall. Lineage: Eukaryota; Fungi; Ascomycota; Saccharomycetes; Saccharomycetales; Saccharomycetaceae.
AUGCAAUUGAAACAGACUUUAGCCACUGCUGCCCUAGCCUCUACUGCAAUGGCUGCCUACAACCCAGCUGAACCAUGGACCACUUUGACUCCAUCUGCCACUUACGCCGGUGGUUUGACUGACUACACUACCUCUUUCGGUAUUGCCGUUCAGCCAAUUACCACUUCUGUCUCUGCUGCUUCUUCCGUUGCCAAGAGAGCUGAAGCCAUUUCCCAAAUCGGUGACGGUCAAAUCCAAGCAACCACAUCGACCAAGACUACCGCUGCUGCCGUUUCUCAAAUCGGCGACGGCCAAAUCCAGGCUACCACCAAGACUACAACUGCCAAGACUACCGCUGCCGCUGUUUCUCAAAUCGGUGACGGUCAAAUCCAAGCCACCACCAAGACUACAACUGCCAAGACUACCGCUGCUGCCGUUUCUCAAAUCGGCGACGGCCAAAUCCAAGCCACCACAUCUACCAAGACUGCCGCUGCCGCCGUCUCUCAAAUCGGCGACGGCCAAAUCCAAGCUACUACUAAGACCACUUCCGGUAAGAGCACCUCAUCUAACACCACCACCACUUUAGUUGGUUCCAAAUCUUCUACAUCUGCUGCUGCCAGCACCGCCUCUGCUGCUGCCGACUCCAACGACCCAAUCACUGCUCAAACCUGUAUGACCGACUCUACUCUAGCCAUGGUCAUCAAGAAGGGUGAAUUAACAGAUGCCAAGGGCAGAAUCGGCUCUAUUGUUGCUAACAGACAAUUCCAAUUCGACGGUCCACCACCACAAGCCGGCGCCAUCUACGCUGCUGGUUGGUCUAUCACCCCAGAGGGUAACUUAGCCAUCGGUGACAACGAUAUCUUCUACCAAUGUCUAUCCGGCAACUUCUACAACUUAUAUGAUGAAACUUUAGGUGCUCAAUGUACCCCAGUUCACUUACAGGCCAUUGACUUAGUUCAAUGUUAA